Molecule: messenger RNA, 2507 nt
Organism: Rhododendron vialii
Lineage: Eukaryota; Viridiplantae; Streptophyta; Magnoliopsida; Ericales; Ericaceae
Product: sulfate transporter 3.1-like
Exons: 12
Coding region: 193-2151 (652 amino acids)
Biological process (GO): transmembrane transport
Cellular component (GO): membrane
Molecular function (GO): secondary active sulfate transmembrane transporter activity
Source: RefSeq, a predicted model, not a curated record
CCCCGCAAUCCUCACAACAAACUACUCUCUCUCUCCUUCUCCACCAGCAAGCAAUUCCUACGUCACCCUCUAUCUCUCUCUCUCUAAAAAACAGACAAAACAACACACGCAUAUAUUGUUUCCAAACUCAGAACCAAACCCAAAUCGUAGUACCGCCAAACUAAACAAACAACCGCAUUUCAUUCAUAUCAUAUGGGCAACGCCGACUUCGAGUGCCGACACCGAGUCGGUGUGCCCCCGCCGAAACCCUUCCUCCUCUCCCUGAAAUCCUCCCUCAAGGAGGCUUUCUUCCCCGACGACCCUCUCCGCCAGUUCCAGAACCAACCGCCAGGCCGGAAAUUGGUGCUGGGCCUGCAGUACUUUGUGCCGAUCCUCGAGUGGGCCCCGCGGUACACGUUCGAGUACUUUAAGGCUGACGUGGUGGCCGGGAUCACCAUUGCCAGCCUCGCCGUGCCGCAGGGGAUUAGUUAUGCCAACUUGGCCAACUUGCCUCCCAUUCUGGGACUAUAUUCAAGCUUUGUGCCGCCGCUGGUGUACGCCAUGUUGGGGAGUUCGAAAGAUCUGGGGGUGGGGACGGUGGCCGUCGCAUCGCUUCUGAUUUCCUCCAUGUUAACGAAGGAAGUCAAUCCCGUUCAAAACCCUAAGCUUUACGUUCAGCUGGCUCUCACCUCAACUUUCUUCGCCGGAGUCUUUCAAGCUGCUUUGGGCUUCUUAAGGCUAGGUUUUAUAGUGGAUUUCCUGUCGCACGCGACGAUAGUGGGGUUCAUGGGUGGAGCCGCCACGGUGGUGUGCUUGCAGCAGCUGAAAGGGAUACUGGGUCUGGUCCAUUUCACUCAUGGCACUGAUCUUGUCUCCGUCAUGCGAUCCAUCCUUACCCAAACACACCAGUGGAGAUGGGAAAGUGGAGUAUUGGGCUGUUGUUUCCUCUCCUUUCUGAUCCUUACCAGAUAUUUUAGCAAAAGGAAGGGAGCUUUCUUUUGGGUAAAUGCAUUGGCGCCUCUAAUGUCUGUUAUUCUGGGAAGCCUAGUUGUCUACCUCACCCAUGCUGAAAAACAUGGAGUCCAAGUCAUUGGGCACUUGAAGAAAGGAUUGAAUCCGCCAUCCGUGUCGGAACUGGCUUUCGGAUCAGAGUAUCUUCCUACAGCCAUUAAAACAGGAAUCAUCACGGGUGUCAUCGCUCUAGCUGAAGGAAUAGCAGUGGGGAGAAGUUUUGCAAUGUUCAAGAAUUACCAUAUCGAUGGGAACAAAGAGAUGAUCGCUUUCGGGAUGAUGAAUAUUGCUGGCUCCUGCACUUCUUGCUACUUGACCACAGGGCCAUUUUCGCGGACAGCUGUGAAUUUCAACGCGGGAUGCAAGACGGCGGUGUCCAAUAUUGUGAUGGCUAUGGCAGUGAUGUUUACAUUGUUGUUCCUCACUCCUCUGUUCCAUUACACUCCGCUGGUUGUGCUUUCUUCCAUCAUAAUCGCAGCCAUGCUCGGCCUCAUCGACUACGAGGCCGCCAUCCACCUGUGGAAGGUCGACAAAUUUGACUUUGUCGUGUGCAUCGGCUCUUUCUUGGGUGUCGUUUUCGGUAGCGUUGAGAUCGGCUUAGUCAUCGCGGUUGUGAUAUCAUUGCUCCGGGUGCUGCUAUUUGUAGCAAGGCCGAAAACUCAUGUUCUUGGCAACAUUCCCAAUUCCGUUGCGUUCAGAAGCAUCGAUCAGUACCCAGUCGCUCGCAGCAUUCCUGGAAUUCUUAUUCUUCAAAUCGACGCUCCCAUUUACUUCACCAAUGCAAACUACUUGAGAGAAAGGAUCUCGAGAUGGAUCGAUGAGGAGGAAGACAAGCUGAAAUCUUCGUUAGAGAUUGAAUUGCACUAUGUCAUACUGGAUAUGAGCGCUGUAGGCAGCAUUGAUACAAGUGGAAUUAGCAUGCUUGAAGAAAUCAAGAAAACCCUUGAUAGAAGGGGUCUCAAGCUUGUGUUAGCAAACCCUAAAAGCGAGGUGAUGAAGAAGCUGGACAAGUCCAAGUUCAUUGAAGCAAUUGGCGAGGAAUGGAUAUACCUCACGGUUGCGGAGGCUGUUGGAGCUUGCAACUUCAUGCUUCAUUCCUGCAAAUCCAAUUCCACUAAGACAAUUGAAUCAGAGGAGGCUCAGGCAGACAACAUUGUAUAACCAAAAAAAGGUUAAGAAUAUAUGUUGAAUUUUUAUCGCCCGUUGAUUCUGUACCCACUACACCAGUGUUUGAAUCUGGACCGCCCACUGGAGUAUUUUCUUUAUAGCUAGCUUUCUUUUUCCCUAUUUUUGUAGCUUCGUUUUUUUUUAUUAUUAUUGAUAAAUGAGCUUGUUUGUAGCUUCGUUAGUGUGGGGAUACGUAUCCGCCUACCACUGAGGAUGGGAAAUUAUAGUCCCAAUGAUAUAUGUAGUUGAAGUUUUGAGUGACAAGGGUGUUUUUUUCCCCCUCUUAUUACAUAUGUAUUUGUGUAGAACCCAAAGAAAGUUCAAUGCAAUCCUCAGUGAAAUUGUGUAAA